This is a messenger RNA of Plenodomus lingam JN3, 1380 nucleotides long. NCBI's taxonomy places the organism in Eukaryota, Fungi, Ascomycota, Dothideomycetes, Pleosporales, Leptosphaeriaceae. The record is from RefSeq and is a predicted model, not a curated record.
AUGGGCAAGCCCCACCAAACCACCAACAUCAACACACAUCCCACCCUGCCCAUGGCCGACGACAAAUCGCCGUCAAUUGGAAUCAGCACGCCAGGCGAGGAUUUACAUGAAUACCUGAUUGUGCCUAUUCGCCCGCCCUAUACAGACUCGAUUUCAAGUUCAGCUGCCAUUCCCAAAUUCACUCAUACCUUGCCCCCGGAUUGCAGUAAACACAGCCAGGACUCGGCGGCAGAUUUGACCAUGGAAAUCGAUACUUCCACCGCGCUACCUGUUCUCCCGGGUACACUUACGGUGAACGACCCUACCCAGCAUGGCGUCUUCAAACUAGAAGAUUACCUCGCCCAGCACAAGGCCGAUCACGAGGCUUCUCUUUUGGCGCGCGAGCAAGCUUCCAAGGCAGGCGUCAAGACUGGAAAAACUACGCCAACGCCGCCGCCUGCGAAAAAGGCAAAGAAGGCUUCUGCGGAGGCAACGGCACCCCUUACUCCCGUCGCGGUCGGCGCCCGCUCCUCGAAGAAUACCAUUCUCCUGCACGAAAAGUACCAGGCGCUCGCUCUGCCCCAGCCGCUGUUUACGUAUAGUGGAGGCAGCGAUGUGGGCUGGAGUGUUGCAGUGAGUUUCCCCGGGUUGGAGGUGGAGGAGUUGCAGGGCGUGAAACAGGAGGGGACUUUUAAUAGUAAGCAGGAGGCCAAGGAGGCCGUGAGUAAAAUAGCCCUAGAGUUGUUGGAGCGAAUGAUAGAGGAAGGCAAGGUGGACGGAAGAGCGGGGAAAAGAAAGGGCAGGAAGAGUAGUGGAGGUGUUGAAGAAGGUGAGAAGAGCAACCAGAUCAAGGGACCAGGACCGAAUUAUGUGGGCUUGUUACUUGAAUUCCAACGUGCAACUGGUUCCCCCCAACCCACUUACACAGACUACCAAUCCGGCACCCGCUUUGCCUGUCUCGCGUCGAUAGAUGGCCACCCCACCCCCUUUGGCUCCCUCACCUCGCUGCACGCGAACAAAAAAGCAGCCCGUCAAGAUGCGGCAGGACACGCCGUCGCCUACUUCAAAGCACAGGGUCUAUGGCCCACAGACAUCCCACUCCUAGGCGGCAUCAAAAAGACGAAACCCAAGGCCGGAUUGGAUCAACAGAACCAGCAGCCCACCGUCAUUGGAACUUCUUCACCAGGCAGCAGUAACACCGAUCCGCCAGCAGAAGACCAGGACAACACCGGCAAAUCCAGCCUCGCACCCAAUGGAGCCAAACUUCCACACGGUGUCCUGCAGUUUCCGCAAUGGCGGGCCGCACGCCGGGCCCAUGUGCGAGGUGCGCAAUGUGUUUGGGCGGAAGAAGGCCAAGGAGGAGUGUGCGAGGCUGGUGGUGGGGUAUUUGGAGGAGGUUAG